Messenger RNA from Ilex paraguariensis (yerba mate), 1578 nucleotides. Lineage: Eukaryota; Viridiplantae; Streptophyta; Magnoliopsida; Aquifoliales; Aquifoliaceae. The record is from the annotation of a GenBank genome assembly.
AUGUGCACAACUUUAAACGUUAUUGUCUGCCCUUUUGUGUUGACCGUGGAGGAAUGUUGCUUUGCAGUGACUUCAGUGAGGUCGCCUAGACAGGUCAUUGAUGCCCUGAAUGCAGAGGGGCCUGACAUAGAUAUCAUUCUUUCCGAAGUUGACCUUCCAAUGUCCAAAGGCUUAAAGAUGUUGAAAUACAUUAUGAGGGAUAAAGAGUUGAGACGGAUUCCAGUGAUCAUGAUGUCAGCACAGGAUGAGGUCUCUGUCGUUGUCAAGUGCUUGAAAUUUGGAGCUGCUGACUAUCUUGUGAAGCCUUUACGAACUAAUGAGCUCUUGAACUUGUGGACUCACAUGUGGAGGAGAAGGCGAAUGCUUGGACUGGCAGAAAAGAACAUCUUGAGCUAUGACUUUGAUUUGGUGGUGUCAGACCCCAGUGAUCCUAACACAAACAGCACUACUCUGUUCUCAGAUGACACAGAUGAUAAGUCCCGGAAGAGUGCCAAUCCAGAGAUGUGUUUUUCAACUCAACAGGAAGAUGAGACUAACGCUGCUCCUGUUGAGAUCCCACCUGCGGAUACAUUGGUGUGUGGGCCUGAUUUGCUGGGAAUUAGUGACCUGCGAGCAGGACAAAUUUCAUUGUUUCCAAAGAAGAGUGAGUUAAAGAUAGGUGGAUCUUCAGCCUUCUUCACAUAUGUCAAAUCAAGCAUGCUGAAGAACAACACCCAAGGAGCUGACCUUGAUGAUAAAGCUCCUCAACAGUUGAGGACUGAACAGACACUUAGCCCACGGGGUCAACUUGGUUACGAUACCCAUGUACAAGUUAACACAGAACAUCGGGAAAGCCAAUCACAAGGAGAUGACUUUCUGAGCAGUAACAGCAUCUCUGGUUCUUUUUCUGUAGAGAGGUCUUGUACUCCCCCUUUACCACUGGAAUGCUCACAACAAAAGAACUCAAACAUGGAAGAGUUCUCCCACAUGCCUAUGCAUCCAAGAAAUGACUCCCGCCACGACGUUUCAGGUUUCCAUCCAAAUACUGCUUAUCCAUAUUAUAUUUCAGGAGGAAUGAAUCAAGUUAUGAUGCCGUCAUCAACACCAAUGUAUCAAAAGAACCUGCAUGAUCUGCAAAACCAUGCUACUUCAGUAAUGUUGCAUCAAUUCAAUCAUAUUCCUCAGUGUCCUCCUCAUAUGCGAGGAAUGGCAUCUUUUCCUUAUUACCCAGUUGGUAUAUGCAUACAACCAGGCCAAAUGCCUACAACACCUCCAUGGCCAUCAUAUGGAAAUCCAUCUUCGGCAGUGGGAAAGUUAAAUAAAGUUGAUCGUAGAGAGGCAGCCUUGAUGAAAUUCAGGCAGAAAAGGAAGGAGCGUUGUUUUGACAAGAAGAUCAGAUAUGUAAACCGAAAACAUCUUGCCGAAAGAAGGCCUCGCGUGCGAGGACAGUUUGUGAGGAAAAUAAAUGGUGUAAACGUGGAUCUUAAUGGGCAACCUGCAUCAGUAGAUGGUGAUAAUGACGAUGAAGAGGAGGAUGAGGAAGACCAAGCAGACAGGAAUUCUUCUCCUGAGGCUGAUGCUUCAUUAUAUCGACGAUGA